UCAGCUGUGAAGGGAAAAAUAAAACAUCACCAUUACUCAUGGCAAACAGCGAGCGGCGUUGAUCCCGUCAACCGACAGCAUGCCCCGCUUCGCGCUUUUUGCUGGCAGGUGAACCCCACAUCUUGCUUAGGAAUCAGGCUUUUGCAAUUAACCCCCGAUAAGAAAGUCUUCGGCGACUGAGGGGGCAAAGGCGCAUAUCUUCGCUAGAGCUUUUGAGCGUCGCGGCGAUUCUCUGCUAUAAACCUCAUACGCCAAUGCGCUAAAGAAAGGGCUGACAUCUUCUCCUCGUCAUUCCCAGCCAGGAUUACCUCGGUGACCUUACGCUGCUUUGUGUUCAUAAAGGAGGGCUGCUCGUUUGUUUCCGCAAGAGAUUGGGCUAUUGGAGCGCGUCCGAUCUGGUGGACAUUCUGAUGCAAUGGGGUUACUUCAACUAGGCACCGCACUAGAAUGGCCCGAGGCGAAGAAGAAUGCCGACAAGGUCCGAAAAUGGGGGAUCGAGCAACUUCUCGCGAUAUGGAAUCGGGCAAAAGGAAAAGAACGGGAUGCGCUUCUCUGGGGAGACGAAGUGGAAUAUCUCGUUGUAGCACUCGAUGAUGACAAGCACAAAGUACGAUUAUCGCUCCGCCAGGCGGAGAUUCUCAAAUCCCUAGCACGCAACGAGGCUUUGUGGAGGGUCGGAGGAAACGUUCCCAGCAUGAGCUCUAAACGUGACGAUGAAGAUCUACCAACAUUUCAUCCAGAAUUUGGGAGGUUUAUGCUGGAAGCAACUCCAGGGCAACCGUGGGGAAUAGACUUUAGAGAUUUGUUGAAGGUAGAAUCCAAUAUGCGUUGGAGACGUGAAAUCGCUAAAAGCCACAUGGCUGCCAAUGAAUAUCCAAUCACCCUCACCACGUUCCCCCGACUAGGAACUAAGGACGACUACAUUCAGCCUUACUAUCCUCCAUCAGGUCCAGCCUUACGGUCUCAGUUCGUCCCAGAUGAAAUUGCCAAUCCUCACAUUAGGUUUCCAACGCUCGCAGCUAAUAUUAGAUCAAGACGCGGACGCAAGGUUGAAAUAAAUGUACCGAUAUUUAGAGACAAGAAAACCUCAUGGCCUUUCCAUGAUCCAACGGUGAACUAUGAUCUGCAUAACUGGCCAGAAGAUGACGACGUCAGGAAUGGAGCUGCUAAGGAAGGCCAUGUCUAUAUGGAUGCCAUGGCCUUUGGCAUGGGCAGUUGUUGUCUACAAAUAACAUUCCAAUCGAAAAAUAUUACCGAAGGCAGGAAGUUAUACGAUCAGCUGAGUCCGCUGGGCCCGAUUCUCUUAGCGCUAACAGCUGCGACGCCAAUAUAUAAAGGAUUCUUGGUAGACACCGAUGUUCGUUGGAAUCAAAUCAGUCGGGCUGUCGAUUGCCGAACACGUGAAGAACUCGGUGAAGUGCCUCUCAAGAAUGAUCGAUGGCGAAUUCCCAAAUCCCGAUAUGCAUCCAAUUCAACAUAUAUAUCCCAAGACCCGCGCCUGCGAAAGGAGUAUUUAGAUCCUGAUCUUGUUGUUGAUGAAGAACUCAAAGCGAGGUUGAUAGAAGGUGGCAUGGACGAUCUGUUGGCAACACAUUUUGCACAUCUUUUUAUUCGAGACCCCAUCGUGAUUUUCUCCGAAGAUCUAAAGGAAUUAGAUCUCAAAGAGGUAAAUCACUUUGAGAACUUGCAGUCAACUAACUGGCAGCACAUGCGAUUCAAGCCCCCGCCACCUGAUAAGGAUAUUGGCUGGAGAGUGGAGUUUCGGUCAAUGGAGAUUCAGAUGACAGAUUUUGAAAAUGCUGCUUUCAGCAUCUUCAUUGUGCUCGUUACAAGAGCUAUCCUCAGCUUUGACUUGAACUUUUACAUCCCAAUACCGCGAACUACAGAAAAUAUGGAAACAGCGCAUGCUCGCAAUGCGGUAUUGGACAAGAAAUUCUAUUUCCGCAAAAAUCCAUUCCCCUCUCGAGCGUCUCGACAACAUCAGCCGUAUCAUCAGACUAAUGGAACCGGGCCAGCCUCUGCGGGCUCGUCUACUCCUGCCAGCGCCCCCCCUUCUCCUCCAUUAGGGCCUGUUGAAUCCGAGUAUGCGCUGAUGAGCAUAUCGGACAUUAUCAACGGCUCUGCGGAUGGCACCUUUCCAGGGCUUAUUCCAUUGGUCGAGUCAUAUCUGAACAGUGUAAAUGUCGAUGUCGAGACUCGAUGCUCACUAGCACGCUAUCUGGAUUUGAUCAGGAAACGAGCCAAUGGCACUCUUUGGACUGGAGCUAAAUGGAUCCGCGAUUUUGUGGCAAAUCAUCCUGAUUAUCACAGCGAUAGCGUUGUGUCCGAAAAGAUAUCUUAUGAUCUUAUCAGAGCUGUUCAUGAAAUGUCUGAGAAGGAGGGAAUGAAUGAGACCGUGGGUUGGCAGAUGCUGACGGGAAAGAAGACUUAGACUUGAUUAGAUGAUUAUAAUUAUACCUCCGCAUCGCUCUUCGAAAUGAAGAGACUGGUGUUUCAUAUAGCCAUGAUAUUUUGUUUAUUUUGACAUAUAGAUAUUCGACUAUAUCUAAGCUCUACCGUCUAGGUACUUCAACAUCUAUAUUUAAGGUAACGAAUUCUUUACAUCGUCUAUGCAUUAGUUCUAAAGUCGAAUCUCCGAUAGACCAUUGUCUGAUCGCGCUCCGGCUGGUAUACCGAGUAUCUCCGGACCGUGGCUAAUCAACUAAUUGAUGUCUGUGGACGACGAUUAUCAAACAAAAUAUUAAACUAGAGAACUUAGUCUCGUACCCAUCAGAUGCAACUUUCUAUUUUCG
Messenger RNA from Talaromyces proteolyticus, 2792 nucleotides. RefSeq names its product putative glutamate-cysteine ligase Gcs1. The record is from RefSeq and is a predicted model, not a curated record. NCBI's taxonomy places the organism in Eukaryota, Fungi, Ascomycota, Eurotiomycetes, Eurotiales, Trichocomaceae. Gene Ontology annotation, biological process: glutathione biosynthetic process. The transcript has 7 exons. Gene Ontology annotation, cellular component: glutamate-cysteine ligase complex. The coding region runs from base 416 to 2431 and encodes 671 amino acids. Gene Ontology annotation, molecular function: glutamate-cysteine ligase activity.